GGACCGUGGAGUGGGCAGCCCACUCAUUAACCGACUAUUCGACCUUUUUGGAGGAAGAUCCCCAGCUGAACUCAACAUGUAACCAAACGGUGAAAGCGCUGAGCCCAAAACAGCCAUCCGUGAGCCCCGCUGGUGCUACCCGGAAAUAUUACAAGGGCCGGAAAGGACCAAUGUUAAGGGAGCACACGUCACUCACUUUAACCUAAAAAUAUUAUCACCGUCCAUCCAAAUUUUCUCGACGGUCGAAAUCUUUAGUAUUAGCUUCCUACCCGCGCAAACGGUCGAAAUGAAAUGGCGAAGAGGCGGCUGCGGUGUCUGUCGGAGUUGAAAUCUUGGGGGAGCGGUGUUCGCCUUCACCCAGCUCAGCAUCAGUGAAAAUGGCUCUGGCUAACGACUGGAAAACAGCACGCAGAAAUGGAAGCGGACGAUAGCUAGCUAGGCAGUUAGAAGAAGGCGUGACAGGCCUCAUCCAUCUGCAACUGUGCUCUGUAACUGGAUGCGUAGGAGUGCCGAUUUACAUUAAAAUGAGAGGCAGUGAAAUAUGCUGUAGAUUAUCUCCCUCAUCCGCCGGGGAUUCAGACUCUCCUGUAGGUUCAUUACAUCGAUUAGAGGAAACGGUAAGAAAGGAAGAGGAACUUCUUGGCUCAACACAAAUGAGGAACUUUGCUUAGACGGAGAAUGUCGACGCAGUAACUGACAGAAAACAAGAAGAUGCCAUUUAAACUGUUUCUCAGAUAAAACUAUUAUAAGUAAUUUGGUGGAACCCACCUACCUGACAAAAAGGCACUUAUCCUUUGAGCGUAACCUCAUCUCCCUGGCUACCCCACUCCAUUUUAUGAAGAGUGUGGGCAGUGGAUAAUCGAGAGGGAGUAGCAGCAGUAAAGUAUACAAUCUAAAAAGACAAACUUUCAAUUCAAACUGACAUUGAAGUAGUUUUGGAAUAAAACAGUAGCAUAACCUCAUCCUUGGGGUAAAGUUUGUCUUUGGCAAGCCACUGGUGGGAUCAUUGUUGUCACUCCUAGCACUGGAGGUUUGACUCCUGUACCCCCAUGUGCCAGUGAGUGGGAAAUGUUCCAAUUUGGAAAAUACAAUUUGGACAUUAUAGAGAUGCUAAGUGGGCAUCAGGCCCACCAGUUCAAAGGCCUUGGUUUAGAUCGACAACUACAGCAUCAACAGCAAGUGCAACUUCACCAGCAUCAACUCCAGCAGCAGCAGCAGCAGCAGGCUGAGUCAUCUGGAGCUCUUCUGUCUGGACUUGGCUUGGGCCCCCUGCAGGGGUCUAGAGGUAACGCCUUUUCUGAUUCUGCCUCCAUUUUUGCCAAGAUGAGUGCCCCUCCUCCCCCACCUUUACAACAACAGCCUUCCUCAUCUCAGAGCUCUCGUUCAAAGUCAAGCAAGAUGAGCAGCAGCAGCUCAAGCCAUUCUUCAGGCUACCCACAGUUCCUGCGCUCUUUCCACCCGUCUGAGGCAGCACUAGCACAGGAGCAGUUACACCCAAGUGUAGGCCGCUUUGAGCACUUUGCUGGGGGAAGUAGCAGUAGUGGGAGUGCUGGGGGAUUAGGAGGAUUAGUAACAUCAGCACCUCCACCUCCUCCUCCUCUGCAUCCUGGCCUCUCUGUCCCGCAGGCAUCACCCGGCCCCUCCUCUUCUUCUCCUUCCCCUUCAACCUCUGUGGCCACCACUAACAACUCUUCUAGUAGCAGUGCAGUCAGUUCAUUGGGACACCAGUUGGUUGGGGCCCAGUCUGAUGCACGGAGCCUUCACCAACAGUUUAGUUGCAUGUUAGCUGCUAAUCAAUAUUUUCUCUCUGGGGUGCCUGCUAAUGCUAGUUUAGAGCAAUUCCUCGUGCAACAGGGAACGCAUAACCACUUAGGAAUUGGCUUAAGUCAGGCAGGUGGGGAACCUAGUACUAGUCUUGCUCCACCUCCUGCUUUGCAUUCUUCUCACUCACAUGGCCACUCCACUUCCCAGUCUCAGCAGACUCCACAGCAGCCGCCCCAGCAACAACAGCUUCCUCCUCAUACCCUAUCUCAUCCACAUUCUCAUUCUCAUCCUCACCAUCCGCUCCACCCAGUCUCCCAGCCUUCAUCUCUGGGUGGCUUUGACUUCCAGGGCAUCCCUGUCCUGUCAUCAAAUCAGAUAGCUUCUCUGAUGCAACAGGAAGCGGGUUUGCCCCUCCCCUUACCGCUCCAUUUAUCCUUAUCAAAGGAUGAUGGUAAAGGGGAAAGCAGUGGAGGUGGAAGUAGCAGUAGUAGCACCAGCAGUAGUAGGAGGAAGAAGGCAAUGGCUGGCUAUUUGCCGCAGAGAAAAUCUGAUAGCAACAGUAGUGGCAGCAGCCAUGGGCACAGUAGUCAUAGUGGUAAUCCUGGCAGUAAUACUAAUGGAGGAGGGCUUAGUCAUGGUCAGCCCCCAGCUUUAAUUGGAAGUGGGGUCGGUAUGUCAAAUAUGGGGGGUGAUCCUUCAUCCCUUCUUGCCUCUUCAUCUUCAUCCUCAUCAGUAGUUUCUUCCUCCUCCUCCUCUGCUCCCUCUUCCACUGCUGCCUCAGUACUGGUUACUAAUGAUUCUCAUCUUUCUAAAUCUGAUAACCAGAGCUCAUUGCAACGCAACGCCACAGAGUCUGAUACAGAGCCCUUAUAUAACUGUGGAGAGUGUGGCAAAAGCUUCCCUCACCUUUCAAGCCUUCGCAGGCAUUUGCGCAUGCAUGAACCAACCACAGCAGGUACUAGCAAUACUGCCACUACUGGCCCAAACCCCAUACACAUAAAAACGCAGUCUGACCCAAGCCUUCCCCAUUCGACCCAAGAAAAUCCCCAACCCUCAUCUAAUUCCUGCCCUAGCCCAGACAAAAUAUUUCAUUGCCCUGAUUGUGGCAAAGCCUUUAAGAAAAAAGGGCACCUCCUGCAACAUGGUGUAAUACACUCAUCAGCCCGCCCAUAUGGCUGCUCCACCUGCUCUCGGGCUUUUAAUCGUAGAGAGUCACUGACACGCCAUGAGAAGAUACAUGAGGAAAAGCCAUUCCGAUGUCCUGCCUGUGGUCGUGCCUUCCGUGAGAGCACAUCUCUACUGAACCAUGCUGCCUCAGGCACCUGCGGCAAGCCAGGUAGGGGACCCAAACAACGGGGCAGCAAGACAGGAACUGAUGGUGAGGACAGAGUCGUGGGAGGGGGUGGAGGAGGUAAUGGAGGAGGGGGAACUUAUCAGAGCAAUAGAGGGGUAAUUUAUGGGAAAACUGAGGAAGAAGAUGGUGUAAUCAUUGUUGGGGAAGGAGAACCAAAAUCAGGUUUAGGAUGUGAUGGUCUUUUUCAAUCUGGAAGGGGAGGGAAUUCAAAUGACAGGGACAGAACAGAUGGUAAAUACCCCACUGACUACUCUCGGAAUCGUUACACAGGCUACCAUGAUGAUCAUCGUUCUCAAGGUAAUCCAUCUCCAUGCUACUCGGGUGCCUCCCCCUGUGGAAGUGGGAUGGCGGGCCCAGCUCUGAGAAAGGCACCCUUGGCCCCAACACUGCAUCCACACUCUCAGAGCCACAACCAGCACCACCAUCCGCAGCAACAGCCCCACCUGCCCCUAUCUUCUCUCCUGGAUGACUCAGAGGAUGACGUGACUAGCUCUGUAAAUAAUGCAAUCUCUGCUAUAACAGCUGCUAGCAGCAGUGGAAGUAGAGGGGAUGAUAGGGGAGACAUCAUAGGAGGUCUUCUAGGGGGUCUUGGUUUAGGUCCUCUGGGCUCACCUUCAACAACAUCUGGCAUGGAUAAAAAUUUCAGAGGUGGUGGGAACCAAGAGGUUAUGAGCAGCAACCCACAGAACCCUGCUGCCAAACCCAAACGUCCCCGCAAACCCAGAGCUAAGAAAGAUCCGUCAACUGGUGGACAGCCCCCCAAACGCAGGCAAUACACCCCAAGAAUGGGGCCCAGUGGCCUCCCACGCACUCACCUCUGCAGUGUCUGUGGUAAGGGAUUUGCACGUCGCGAGACCCUCCGCAGGCAUGACCGUAUCCAUACUGGGGAAAAGCCUCAUCACUGCACUGUUUGUGGAAAGUAUUUCAGAGAAGCUUUUCACUUGAGCAAGCACCAAACGGUCCACUCUGGGGCAAAGAAUUAUAAAUGCACCAUCUGUGGAAAAGAGUUUGGUUACUCCCAGAGCCUCCGGAGGCACAGUAAACUCCACCAGAAGGGGGAGAUGGAAGAGGUUCCUGCAACACCAACUGCGGAGAACCUUAACAGCUUUAACCCAAACCCUCAAUGUAGCGUGGCCCAAGACAGGAGCCAGAACCAAGCACCAAGCACCUCCUCCUAUUACACAUACUCUCAAGAUGUCAAGCCUCAAGACACCAACCCACAGCCACAACCCCCACCCCCGCCCCAACCUCAACCACAGCCCCCACCUCCCCCUCGUCUUUACACCUGUGCUAUAUGUUGGAAGUCAUUCCGCCAUCACUUCCAUCUGACUGCCCAUCACCAGACAGUUCAUGAAGGUGGGGGUGAAAAGCUCUUUUGCUGUGAAGUAUGUGGCAAAGCUUUUGCUUACUCUAAUAGUCUCACUCGACAUAGGCAAUCACAGCAUGGGAUGACCCGCACUGAACCGUCAAACCCUCAAGAAGGCAGCAGCGGGUCUGGAGACAACAGAAGUGCAAGUGAUGUUAAUCAGUCAGCAUCAGAAAGUGAGGCUGCCACUAAUGCCCUGUUACAGAUGGCUCCUUCCACAGAAGCACAUGGAGGGCAGAGUCUUAGUGUUGUCACUCAUAGCCACCAGCAGCCACCCCCACAACCACCAGCUGGUUAUUCUCCCUUGUUUUAUGAUGCUGCAGCUGCCCAGUCUUCAGCUUCUAAUGCCCCAACUUAUUCACAGCCUCUGCCUCCAAACUCUACAAUCAUGCCGCCCCAGCACCCCCAUUCCCCAGCUGGGGUGAAAGGAGAACACAUAUAUCCUGCUGGAUCCCGUAGUCGUACGCUUCACACCACAGCCCCGUUCCAGCCCCUUACGGAACUGCCCUCCACUGAACAUCAUCAUCUGCAUCACCAUCACCAUCAAUCCCACCAUCAUCCUCAUCAUCUGUCAGAUAUACAGUCGCACCACCAUGUUGACUGCAGCAUCCAGUUAUCACAUGAUGAAAUGAGACGGCACAAGAAGAAAAAAAAAAGUCCGACAAGAGAGAGUGGAGGGAAACUAAAUGGGAGUCCCAAGAUUUAGUCAGAUUUGAUGGAAGCAAAAGGAAAAGAAAGAUAAG
Messenger RNA from Sphaeramia orbicularis (orbiculate cardinalfish), 5227 nucleotides. Its product is annotated as zinc finger protein 865. The transcript is spliced from 3 exons. The record is from RefSeq and is a predicted model, not a curated record. NCBI's taxonomy places the organism in Eukaryota, Metazoa, Chordata, Actinopteri, Kurtiformes, Apogonidae. Gene Ontology annotation, molecular function: DNA-binding transcription factor activity, RNA polymerase II-specific; RNA polymerase II cis-regulatory region sequence-specific DNA binding. Gene Ontology annotation, biological process: regulation of DNA-templated transcription. The coding region runs from base 1069 to 5190 and encodes 1373 amino acids.